Molecule: messenger RNA, 726 nt
Organism: Thlaspi arvense
Lineage: Eukaryota; Viridiplantae; Streptophyta; Magnoliopsida; Brassicales; Brassicaceae
Source: the annotation of a GenBank genome assembly
AUGAAGAUGGUAAGUGUGCCUUUAUGGGACGUUGGGCCUUGGGCUAUGGGCUUAUGUGGUCAAGUUGUUCUUCUGAAUAAAGGGCCUGGCCUUGAUAGAAGCAAGGGCACUAGUGGAGCCUUGAUGAAUCUUGCGCUUUUAACAAUUAUGGAUGAAAGAGAUUGCCAAGAAAGUGUAAGGGAAUGGCUCCAAAGGAGUGAUGCUGAUCACCGUGAUAAGCUGUUAGCUUGUGGCGCCCUUAUUGUUGCAGAACUCAGAAUGCAAGUUUUGAGGGAGACUGAAUUCACAUGUUCUGCUGGUAUUGCUCAUAACAAGAUGCUGGCAAAACUUGCAAGUAGUAUGAAUAAACCUGCACAGCAAACUCUUGUGCCCUCUGCAUCUGUAAAGGGAUUGCUUGAAUAUUUACCAAUUAAGAAAAUGAAACAGCUUGGGGGGAAGCUUGGUACUUCUUUACAAGAUGACCUAGGUGUGAAUACUGUGGGUGACUUAUUGCAAUUCUCAGAGGAAAAGCUACAAGAACGUUAUGGCAUUAACACUGGUACUUGGUUGUGGAACAUUGCCAGAGGAAUUAGUGGGGAAGAAGUUGAGGGUCGCCUUCUUCCCAAAAGUCAUGGUUCUGCAAAGACAUUUCCUGGCGUACAGGCUUUGAAAACAAUUGCUUCAUGGAGAUUGGGGAUUAAUGCUAUCUGUGGCUUACUAGACAAUGUUGUCCUGUCCAUCAACUAA